This is a messenger RNA of Closterium sp. Yama58-4, 495 nucleotides long. The record is from the annotation of a GenBank genome assembly. NCBI's taxonomy places the organism in Eukaryota, Viridiplantae, Streptophyta, Zygnematophyceae, Desmidiales, Closteriaceae.
AUGACAGAGGUUUUUCCGCAGGCGCAGAACGCGGAGGUUCCGACAGUGGCAGUAACAGCGGGGCCGGCGGUGGCGGCGGAGCUGCUGGACGUGCUAGACGACAAGGGACGCCCCACCGGGGAGGCGCUUCCGCGCGGCGAGGUGCACAGGCGCGGGCUGUGGCACCGCUCGGUGCAGACGUGGGUGUUCGCGCGGCGGGGCGCGCAGCUGCUGCUGCAGCGGCGCGCGGCGCACAAGGAGUCGUGCCCCAACAUGUGGGACGUGUCGAGUGCCGGGCACGUCACCGCUGGCUGCUCCUCCCUCCACACCGCCCAGCUCGAGAUGGAGGAGGAGCUGGGCUUGUCGCUGCCGGCGUCCGCCUACCAGUGGCUCUUCCUAGAUAUCUUCCAGUCAGGGCAGGGAGGCACGUACAUAGACAACGAGUUCAGUGACGUCUACCUCGUCACUGUGCCACAGCCCCUCCCUCCCUCCGCCUUCACACUGGAUGUAUGCUAG